This is a messenger RNA of Monopterus albus (swamp eel), 895 nucleotides long. RefSeq lists its product as uncharacterized. The coding region runs from base 15 to 860 and encodes 281 amino acids. The record is from RefSeq and is a predicted model, not a curated record. Lineage: Eukaryota; Metazoa; Chordata; Actinopteri; Synbranchiformes; Synbranchidae. The transcript is spliced from 6 exons.
ACGGUCUGGAAAACAUGAGAGCUGUGUGCCUGCAUGGCAGGGCAAAAGCAUGUCCACAUCUCAGCACCUACAGAGCUGUGUCAUCUCGCACAGAUGUUCCAGGGAUGGAUACAGGACAGUGGAGAUGCUCCUCUCAGCUGCUGCACCUAAGUGUUCUCAUUCCACCGUCAUCAGAUUACAUACAUUCCAGCCGGCAACAGUAUCACUGCCCCCGACAAUCUCAUGUCCCCUUUAAAGUCUACAGAGGGCACCCACUUUCUCUGACAGUGCCCCACAGCAGGUCUUCCUCAUCCUUGUGCAUCAAGACGGGUCCAGACAUUGUUCCUACAAAGCGAGUGGUGCCAGGUUUCACCACAAGGUUCACUGGCGGGAAUCUGUUUAAAGAAAGACGGUUUUUACAGGUCUCAGAAGGCUACUUGGUCCCCGAGGAUCCCCCCACCUCACACAUAGAUACAACCAAGAUCAAACAACAGAAUGAGGAACAGAAAGAAGUGGGACUGUCACUGUUGAGAUGUAUACCAUUUGGAGAGCAGAACCAGAGAGAACUCGCUCCAGACAUCCCCCUGAGACAAAACGAAGCCCGCAACAGUUCAUCUGGGCUUGUGGUGAGCAGCACAGACCCAAGAGGAAAACGACUAUGCAAAGACACUUUGGGGAACAAAAAGCAAAUGGGUGUUUUACCCUCUGUGACAAAACCUUCAGGUAUCAUGAAGUUGGAACUCCCACGUUCACAGAGUGACAUGCUCCGUAAGCUUCAGGUUAAAGACAUCAGGCAGUGUGACUUUGGAAGAGAAAUCCAAAAAAGUACUGCUACAAAAGAUGCAAUAUGUACAAGACUGUCACAGUCUGCCCCACUGUAGUGUACAAUGUUUAUUAAAGAUGGAUUCGUACUCUG